Messenger RNA from Helianthus annuus (common sunflower), 1908 nucleotides. RefSeq lists its product as uncharacterized. The record is from RefSeq and is a predicted model, not a curated record. Lineage: Eukaryota; Viridiplantae; Streptophyta; Magnoliopsida; Asterales; Asteraceae. Gene Ontology annotation, biological process: DNA integration. Bases 1 to 1908 code for a protein of 635 amino acids. Gene Ontology annotation, molecular function: nucleic acid binding; RNA-DNA hybrid ribonuclease activity. The transcript is spliced from 2 exons.
AUGGUCAUGGUAGAUGACAUAGCCGAAACUCUCAACACUAUGCAAGAUGUGAACAUGAAGCUAAACCCCGGAAAGUGCUGUUUCGGGGUAGAGGAAGGGAGUUUCCUGGGAGUAGUGGUCACCAAAGGAGGAAUCAAAGCUAACCCGGAAAAAACCCAGGCUGUAGCCGAAAUGCGAUCUCUCAGGUCCCUGAAGGAUAUCCAGCAGCUAAACGGGAGACUCAUAGCGUUAAACCGUUUUUUGUCUAAAGUAGCCGACAAGACUCUUCCCUUCAUGAAAGUGUUGAAAGACUGCCUCCAGACAAACAAGUUCAACUGGACCAUAGAGGCUGAGACUGCCUUCCAAGAAAUGAAAGCUUACAUCUGCAAGCUCCCGACGUUGGCCACCCCGGUACCCGGAGACCCGUUGCUCCUGUAUCUAACCGCCUCGAAAACGACCAUAAGUGCGGUUAUGAUGGUAGAACGGGAGGGGAGACAGAUCCCCAUAUAUUUCAUUAGCAGAACGCUUAAGGGGCCCGAGGAACGAUACAUGCCCCUGGAGAAACUCGCAUUAGCUCUUGUCUUCGCGUCUCGAAGACUCCGGAGGUAUUUCCAAGGGCACAAGGUUACCUUGAUGACCGAUCAACCCCUUCAGAAGAUACUCAGGAGGCCGGAGCUGUCAGGACGGUUGGCUAAAUGGGCUGUGGAGUUAGGGGAACACUCUCUGGAGUUUAAGCCCAGGACGGCCAUGAAGGGACAGAUACUGGCCGACUUCUUGGCAGAGGUCCCUGAGGACGAAGAGAAGGAACUAUUAAAAUGGGAAGCCUUAGAGAAAGAAGAAAGAGAGAAGGAAGACGAGGCGGUGUGGAAGUUACUCACCGACGGAGCAUCCAGUGAAGAAGGGAGUGGGGCAGGAAUCACACUGGUAAGCCCCGAGGGGGUCGAGCUGACGUAUGCCAUAAGGUUGGAUUUCGAGAACACCAACAAUACUGCAGAGUAUGAGGCCCUCCUAGCGGGGAUGAGGCUGGCACAAAAAAUGAAAGCAAGACACGUAGAGGCUAGCACUAAUUCACAACUGGUAGUGAAACAAUACCAAGGAGAAUAUGAAGCCAAAGAUGGCACCAUGGCCCAAUACGUGGCGAAAGUAAGAGAGAUGGCUAAGGCAUUCAAAACUUUCAAACUGGAGUAUAUCCCCCGUGGAAGAAACAGGAAAUCUGAUGCCCUCAGUAAGCUGGCCUCGGUAGCAUUCGACCAUCUCGCGAAAGAAAUCAAGGUGGAGGUCUUGACAUCUCCUUCCCUUAACGCAAAGGAGGUUGCUGCGAUUGAGGGUACUCAGGAAACAUGGAUGACACCAAUCAUUAAGUUCCUCCGGGACGGAAUUCUACCCGAGUGGGAACGGGCAGCCAGAAAGAUAAGGGUCAGAGCCCUACAAUAUGAACUAAUCGAGGGGGAGCUAUAUCGAAAAUCAUAUCUGGGCCCGUCCCUGAAGUGUGUUGACAUGGAAGAGGCUGAAUAUGUGGUUAGAGAAAUGCACGAGGGGAUUUGCGGAAUGCACUCGGGGCUAAGGACGAUAGUGAGAAAGGCAAUGAAUGCAGGAUUUUACUGGCCACGAAUGUAUGGGGUUCCAAAGGAGCUGGUGAGCGAUAACGGGGUCCAAUUUGCCGGAAGGCCUUUCAAACCAUGGUGCGAGCAGAUGCGGAUUCAACAAGUGUUUACCUCCAUCACCCAUGCCCAGAGUAACGGAUUGGUGGAGAGAGCUAACCAAAGCGUCAUCAAGGGAAUGAAAGGAAGGCUUGGAAGAAAACAAAAAGGCUGGCUGGAAGAACUUCCAUUUGUGCUAUGGCAUACAGAACCACUCCCAAAAGUUACAAUGGGGAGACCCCGUUCAGCCUUACCUACGGGACGGAAGUUGUCAUCCCCGCCGAGAUAG